Messenger RNA from Osmia lignaria (orchard mason bee), 1222 nucleotides. The record is from RefSeq and is a predicted model, not a curated record. NCBI's taxonomy places the organism in Eukaryota, Metazoa, Arthropoda, Insecta, Hymenoptera, Megachilidae.
UUCCUUUCUUUUCCGCGACACGACCGUCAUGGUCUUAAUUCACAGUCAAAAUGAAUGCGCGACAGUGAAAAAGAAAUUGCAUCAAUCGUCUCUAAAUGGUCAAUGGAAGUCUGUACAACGAGAAGAACUAGUUUACAAGCUGACAGGUAGGAAGAAAGAUCCCGUUCAUCAGGAUGUUGUUCUGCGAUCACUCUCACCUUCAUCGUAUCGAGAUCGGCAUUUAAUCUCGAUUCUCCGAAGGUGUGGGACGAAAAAAUUUCACGAAAUGUACAGAAAAUUGUUAAUUAUCCUAAAUUUCAGUCUCCUAAUGUACAACGGAACCAGCGGUGAGAAUAUUUCCUUCUGCUUGAAUAACAUUUUAUUUAAUUUAAUUUCAUGGUAUUUCUCGACAGAUAUGAUGUCGUACAUGGCUAUGCUGGCACAAAGACCGGCAAGAAUAGUCGGAGGGAAGGAUGCCGAGAAAGGACUGCAUCCUUGGCAAGUUUCCGUGCAUUGGGGCGAUCGAGAACGAAAGAUACCUGCUAGACACAUAUGCGGUGGCAGUCUGUUGACUGCUGGUUGGAUACUGACAGCUGGUCACUGCAAAACCCUCACUCCAUCGAGAGGAGAAUUCUUGAUCUUAGCUGGUAAAUAUAAGUUAGGUGUUUUCGAGGAUACCGAACAGAGCAGACUGGUGGACAAAGUUUUCGUUCAUCCGGAAUACGAUGGAACCGUCGCACCGUAUGAUAUUGCUCUGAUGCAAGUGGAAAAACCAUUCGAUUUAAAUCCAUUCGUCUCCACGGUGUCCUUACCGUAUCCUGGCUCCAUUCCCACGGGAGACGUUAUGCUCACCGGAUGGGGUAGCAUCGGAAGGACACGCGCUCCGGAAAAGCCGGAGAACCUGCAAGCAGCUUUAUUACCGAUAAUUGAUUACGACUUGUGUAAGAGUACGCUUGACAAAAGCUUGAAAGGAAAGGAGAAGAAUCCUCUUCAUUCGACAAACGUUUGCACCGGUCCUUUGGACGGAAGUCUGUCAGCUUGCAAGGUGCAAUUAAAUUUUUAAUUAUAGAAUUUGUGCUGAAAAAUUUUUUUCAAUUCUAGGGCGACUCAGGAGGGCCAUUAGUGACAAGAAACGGUUUUGGAGAAGCGGAAGUGGUAGGGAUCGUAUCCUGGGGACUAUUUCCCUGCGGUGGAAAGAACGCACCUUCUGUAUACACCAGAGUGUCCGCUUUCGUUACGUGGA